AAUCCUUACAUUACUCUUCGCCAGGCGAUGGGAGGGGCGACCUUUGGCAAAAGAGCUCAACGCAGAGAAGAAGCCCGUCUCUCCAAGAACGAGUAGCGCGUGUGGGGAUGUUUUUUAUUAAAAGGAAAAGUUAACACUUUAUUAACGGAACAGAAAAGUAUUAAUCAACAAGUAAGGAAUCUUGAAACAAACAUCGGGUAUCUGUUGGUUUAUCUUGGUCAAUUCUUGAUGUUUGGCUGUGGAAAACUUGGAAAUUAGUUGGAUUUUGCUCUCAGAGUUUCCUGUACCUAAACCAAGAGAGAAGGCUCACCUUAGUGAUCUCUAAGCAGUGCUCAAGAUGAAUAACAGGACUUGCCCUUCCAGGUUUGCAGCCUGUAGGUAACAGACAAGACUCCAAGACUUCACCUUCACCAGCACUCUUAGCUGAGAUGCUCGGAAAGGCCACAUUUUUUGUGACUUACAUCUGGAUGCUAAGCCUAUCAGUCUUAGCUCAGGACGGCUGCCCCCCACUUCCCUCCAUAAAUGUAAAUUUUUCAGUUACGUACACCUUGCCUUUUUUCCAGACGGAGACUCGUAUACAAAACAUUUUGGCUGAUCCAGACAACAAUGACAUUUAUGUGGCUUCACGGAACAUUAUUGAAACUGUAAAUGCCAGUCUUGACAAGUUAUGGGAAUUGCGUACUGGUCCAGUGGGCAGCUCUCAGUGUGAGAUCUGCAACUUAUGUGACAUUGAAAAGGACCCCGGUAUUUUGGAGGACACUGAUAACCAAGCUCUUUUUCUGGAUCCAUUUUUAAAUUACUUGUAUACAUGUGGGAGUUCGCAAUAUGGCAUCUGCUACUUUCAUGACAUUGGAAAUGGAUUACCUUCCUCCUCCAAGUGCCUCUAUAAAAAUGGGUCAAAUUCACCAUCUAAUUGUCCAGACUGUGUGGCUAGCCCAUUGGGUACAAAGGUCACAAUCGUGGAAGAAGGCAAGACUGCAUUUAUUUUUGUGGCGGCCACUGUGGACCAGAAAGUAACACAGAAAUAUGGCAGAAAAUCCAUAUCGGUUAGACGUCCGUUAGCUACUGAAGAUGGCUUUUACACCGAUGUGCGGGGACUGACUGUUCGUCCUGAGUUCUUGGAGUCCUACCCCAUUGAGUACAUUUACAGCUUCUCCACAACCGAUUUUGUCUACUUCUUAUCCGUGCAGAGGGAGAGCGUCGAUAACGCCAAUUCCCCCUUUCAGACGCGGCUGGGCCGCCUCCCUCGCCACGAGUGGGAGGUGCGCCGUUACCGUGAGGUGGUUUUGGAAUGCCGCUUUGAGCCUAAGCGGCGGAGGAGAGAAAUUUUAAGAGACGUGGUCUACAACGCCCUGCAGGCCGCCCACUUCGGGAGGGUGGGCAAAGAGCUGGCAGAAGAGCUGGGGGUGGAGCAGGAUGCUGACAUCCUAUAUGGGGUGUUUGCGGUGACCCACCCAGAGACUGGGAAGCCCCUUCCUGAUUCUGCUCUAUGCGCCUUCCCCAUGGAGAAGGUCAACAAAGCCAUAGAGGAGGGAGUGGAAGACUGCUGCACCACUGGGCCAGAACGCCUCUCCCGUGGGCUCUGCUACUUUCAGCACUGUGAGAACUGCCCGCAUGAGCUCGAGACCAAUGUAAGCUGCCCGGACCAACCCACCAUGGUGGCCCAGCCCUUCUACAGAGUGGAUCUCUUCAAUGGGAACAUGAAGGACGUUCUACUGACAUCUGUGCUUGUCACCCCUAUCAAUGACAAAACAGUAGCACAUAUUGGGACAUCAGAAGGGAGGCUUUUGCAGCUUGUCCUGAGAAGAACAAGCCCAAUUAUCUUUGCUAAUUACUCCCUGGAGCAGAAUCAGCCAGUGUCUUCAAUAGCCUCUGAUUACACAUCAGACUCCUUGCUAUUUGUUAUUGGUAACAAGAUGAUCAAAGUGCCUAAAAGAGGACCAGGCUGUCGGCACUUUCUCAUUUGUAGCUCCUGCCUGGCUGCCCCAGAGUUUAUGGGCUGUGGCUGGUGUGAUGGGGUUUGUACCUGGAAACAAGAGUGUUCCACCCAGUGGAGAAACGAUUCAUGUCCACCAGUCAUCACUGAGUUCUUUCCAAAGACAGCACCUCCUGAUGGCAACACAGAACUGUCACUGUGUGGAUGGGAUCUCCAGUCCUCACCGAAAGCUGCCAUGAGUGCCAGCACUCAUAAAGUGAAUGUGGGGCAAACAGCCUGUGUGGUACUGCCCAACAAGAGCAGCAACACCCAACUGGUUUGCCAGAUUGAGUCAGGUGCUAAUGAGCUGUCUCAGCCUCUGCAGAUCACUGUUGAAGUCCAUGAAGCAAAAGUGGAAGGUCGAUAUUCUAUCGAUGGGAAGGCACAGAUCGAGCAGUUUAUCUUUGUGGAACCCGAUAUCACUGAGAUCCAGCCGGACUUUGGGCCCAUUGUAGGAGGGACCAUGAUAACAGUGAUUGGGCCUUACCUGGAUUCAGGAAAACACAGGAGAGUCCUUCUUGAUGAUAAGGACUGCCAAAUCAAGAGUGUUUUGCAGAUAGAAGGGGGGACCUCUUCAAUCACUUGUGUUGCUCCUGAAGUGGAAGCUGUGAAAGAUGCUGUUCUGGUGGUGAAGAUUGAUGCAGCUCAAGCACCUAACACUAAAGUAUUCCACUAUAAGCCAACACCAUCCAUUUCCCAGAUCCUUCCGUACUGUAGCUUUGACAAGGGAUCAAAUAUUACUAUUAAAGGAGAAAAUCUGGAUUCUGUCUACAAGACUGUCAUAAUGUUUCAGCCUACAGAGAAGACCCUAAAGCCUGUGUUUAAGGAGUGUAAAACUGCCUCAAGCCCCACACAGAUGGAAUGUGAGACCCCCUUUUUAUCACUUAGGGAGGAUAAAGAGAAAGGGGAACUCUCUGUAAACAUGGACGGAGCUGUUGAGCUAUGGAGAAAGAAGUUUUUGUACUUUCCUGAUGCAGAAGUUAUCCCAUUCGAACAUCAAGACAAUAUUUUACGCCUGCAUCCUGAUCAGGAUGAAGUGUCUUUACACCACAAGAAGCUGAACUUGGUGAGUUCAUGCAUGAAAGUCAUAAUGACAGUGGGAGGAGUGGACUGUAAUGCUAGAGUCCUGGACAAUGAAAUUACCUGCAGGAUUCCCAAAAACAUCAUCAUUACCAAUGAAGGUUUGCCUGUAAAGAUCUCCAUCAAUGGACAAAUUCAGGACCUGGGUAGAGUGGUCAUUGUGAAUGAGAGCCAGCCUGUGGUGGGAAUUGUGCUGGGCAUCCUCAUGGCUCUGUUGGUUGGGGCAGUACUUGCCUUCGUGGUAAUGAAACAGUUAAGGAAAAAGAAGAAAGCUGCCACGGCAGAGAACCAUUUAUUGACUUUUCGUGACACCGAUCAUAACAGAGCUGGCUCUCAUUUAGACUCCCCAGUCGGCGAUUACAGACGAGAACUGACCAGCACAAACUCUGUAGGGGUGACCAUUCCAGGCCUGAUCUACACUGGCAGCCAUGAGGCUUCUCUAAUGCCACUCCUGCCUCCUGAGAAGAUCUCGAUCACCAGCUUCCGUCCAGAGCUCCUAGAAGAAGUAAAGGAUGUGCUGAUUCCAGCCAACAUGCUCAAAGUGCAUCAGGACCAAAUCAUUGGAAAGGGUCACUUUGGAAUAGUUUACCAUGGAUAUUUAAAGGACCCUCAAAACAGAGAAAUCCAUUGUGCCGUUAAGUCACUGAACAGAAUCACUGAUGUGGAGGAGGUGGAGCAGUUCCUGAAGGAAGGCAUCCUGAUGAAGGGUUUCCACCACAGCAAUGUGUUGUCCUUGCUGGGCAUCCUGCUGCCCAAUGAAGGCCUGCCGCUGGUGGUGCUACCCUACAUGAAGCACGGAGACCUGCGACACUUCAUCCGCUCUGAGCACCGGAAUCCCACAGUGAAGGAUCUUAUUGGCUUUGGUCUACAAGUUGCCAAAGGGAUGGAGUACUUAGCACAGAAGAAGUUUGUGCACCGAGAUCUGGCAGCACGGAACUGCAUGCUGGAUGAGUCCUACACUGUGAAAGUGGCUGAUUUUGGAAUGGCAAGGGAUGUCUUCGAUAAGGAGUACUACAGUGUGCAAGACCACAAAAAGGCUAAGCUGCCGGUGAAGUGGAUGGCAAUCGAGAGCCUGCAGACACAAAAAUUUACCACCAAGUCAGAUGUGUGGUCCUUUGGAGUUCUGAUGUGGGAGAUGCUGACCAGAGGAGCAAGUCCCUACCCUGAGGUGGAUCCCUAUGACAUCACACAUUUCCUACUGAAGGGCCGCAGGCUACCUCAGCCUCAGUACUGCCCUGACCCCUUGUAUAGAAUCAUGCUGCAGUGCUGGGACCCUGAGCUUGAACAGCGGCCUACCUUUGCUCACCUUGUCGGCAGUAUCCUGGACAUUCUGUCAAACCUGGAGGGCGAGCAUUACAUUAACCUCAAAGUCACCUACGUUAACCUGGACCAGCCUCGGCCCUACCCAGCUAUGACCGAGUCUGCGGAUGAGUACGACUCCUCUGCUUCUGCCUGAGGAUCGCAGUCAUGCUCCCAGCGGGACGUCUCGGACCUUUCUUAAGAUCAUUCAUGAAUAUUCAUGAACUGGAGUUUUACUGGACUGCAAACAGCAGGGGAGUGCGAUCUAAAGAAGAGCUGGGAAGAACAGGAGCUGGAGACAAGACUUGCAAUGAUUUCUGGGAAAAAGAGGAAGUGGAAACCAGAUCUAUGUGAUCGGUGGCAAGACUGAACGUAAUGAUGUUGGGUGGUAUGGCAAAACAUCUGAACCUCCUGCCCAUCGAGAGAGCACCAUUCUUUCUCAGAGCGAAGUUAUUCCGAAUGAUAAAAUAAAUUUUUAUUAGAGCCCUAAAUAGGACUGGUGUAGCUAAUAAGCUAGUGGGCUUAUUCUUCUUCAUUUUUCUGAUGUUAAGUGGAUAUAUGGCUAACUGAACUCUGUAUAUUAAAAAUACAGUCUCUAAUUUUAUUUUUGUCAUAGAAUGGAGAUGUUCGGAAUGAGCUUGAGUAUCCUUGUCAGCACUUUUGAAUGUGCCCUGUAAAUAGGACCAAAUUGUUGUCCUUCUGCCUGUAUGAAUAUCUAUAUAUUUGGAAUAUUCUGAUUGUAUAUUUUGGAUUAGUAAUUUGUAAACAGGAUAGCUUUUUAUUUGAAAACAUUUACAUCUUCUUUCACCCUCCAAAAUCUUUUUUUUUAAAAUACAAUGAAUACAUUUUAUUUAUGCAUUUGUGAUAGUGAUGUAUUGUUAGAUCCAACCAGAAGGACCGUGAGGAUAGUUGUAGGAUAUAAGUGACAGUAUAUUAUCAGGAAUGCACAGAAUUAUGUGAAAGAAACAGAAACAAUGCCAUGUGCUGCACGUUCAACACAAGCAAUUUAAAGACUGUGACUGAUUUAAACUGAUUUACAUAAUUCAGGCUACAUAGCUUAUGACAUGUUGGAAUAUUAUAUAAUGUAUUUGAAAAGUUGUUUAAAAUAAAAUUAAGCUAUUUUCUACA
This is a messenger RNA of Lepisosteus oculatus (spotted gar), 5482 nucleotides long. RefSeq names its product macrophage stimulating 1 receptor b (gene mst1rb). Gene Ontology annotation, biological process: cell surface receptor protein tyrosine kinase signaling pathway; pancreas development; multicellular organism development. The record is from RefSeq and is a predicted model, not a curated record. Gene Ontology annotation, molecular function: protein binding; ATP binding; hepatocyte growth factor receptor activity. Lineage: Eukaryota; Metazoa; Chordata; Actinopteri; Semionotiformes; Lepisosteidae. Gene Ontology annotation, cellular component: signaling receptor complex; plasma membrane; basal plasma membrane.